Microthlaspi erraticum is the source of this 1218-nucleotide messenger RNA. The record is from the annotation of a GenBank genome assembly. NCBI's taxonomy places the organism in Eukaryota, Viridiplantae, Streptophyta, Magnoliopsida, Brassicales, Brassicaceae.
AUGGCGGCGUCGCUGGCUCUGUCAUUUCCUCCCGCCGCUAAAACGCCGUCGUAUUUGGCCUCAUCUUCUUCGACUUUCUUCUCCUCUUGCUCUUCUCUCUCCUUCAGGACCUCUCUCUAUCGCUCCCGAAACUCUGUCUCCGCUUCUGUUAAAUGCGAUCUUCCCGAGUCAGUGAAUGUGGGAAACGGGAAUCCAAGUAUCCCAAUCAUUAACGAGAGGACACUUCCAAACUUCUUGGAAUCAGCUCGGAUGGAGAAAUCAGCCAACAGAAACAACUCAAGGCUGAAGCUGUUCUCCGGCACUGCAAAUCCAGCGCUUGCUCAGGAAAUUUCUUGGUACAUGGGCCUGGAGCUUGGCAAGAUCAACAUCAAGAGAUUUGCUGAUGGAGAGAUCUACGUCCAGCUGCAAGAGAGCGUUAGAGGAUGCGACGUCUAUUUGGUGCAGCCUACUUGCACUCCCACGAACGAGAACCUCAUGGAGCUUUUGAUUAUGAUUGAUGCUUGCAGAAGAGCAUCUGCCAAGAAAGUCACUGCCGUGAUUCCGUAUUUUGGAUACGCAAGAGCUGACCGGAAGACACAAGGGCGUGAGUCCAUUGCGGCCAAAUUGGUUGCUAAUCUCAUUACUGAAGCUGGUGCAGAUCGAGUUCUUGCUUGUGAUCUUCAUUCAGGACAGUCGAUGGGUUACUUUGACAUUCCAGUCGACCAUGUUUACUGCCAGCCGGUGAUACUUGAUUAUCUUGCUAGCAAGUCAAUAUCCUCGGAGGAUUUGGUUGUGGUUUCUCCUGAUGUUGGUGGAGUAGCCAGGGCACGCGCUUUUGCGAAGAAGUUAUCAGAUGCGCCACUUGCCAUUGUCGAUAAAAGGCGUCAUGGACACAAUGUUGCUGAGGUCAUGAACCUGAUUGGUGAUGUUAGAGGGAAGGUUGCAGUAAUGGUUGAUGAUAUGAUUGAUACUGCUGGAACCAUUGUGAAAGGAGCAGCUUUGUUACACCAAGAAGGUGCUAGGGAGGUCUAUGCGUGCUGCACUCACGCUGUUUUCAGUCCACCUGCGAUAGAGAGAUUAUCAGGGGGUUUGCUUCAAGAAGUGAUAGUGACAAACACAUUACCAGUAGCAGAGAAGAAUUACUUCCCGCAGUUGACGAUUUUAUCGGUGGCUAAUCUUCUUGGUGAGACGAUUUGGCGUGUCCAUGAUGAUAGCUCCGUCAGUAGCAUUUUCCUUUGA